AUGGGCAAAGCUAUGGCAAAUACGACCGCUCUGAGAGUAGCCCAAGCGUUUGAAGAAUGCGUGUACCGGAGGUUCGGUGUACCUUCUCUCAUCAGACAUGACAGGGACCCUCGAUUCAUGAGCGACGUGUUCCAGUCGUUCACCGAAAUGAUGCAAUCGCGGUCUAGGGCAACGCUGGGUUAUCGGCCAGGCCAAUGGCCAGCAAGAGCGCUCGGUAAAAACCGUCAUGCAAUCGAUCCACUGCAACAAGACUGGGAUGCGAUUGCCAAGAAGUUGAUCUUUGCGAUCAACAACUCGAUGGACACAACGAGGAAAGAGACACCCUUUUUCCUCGUCCAUGGGUGGGACGCUCAGUCCACACUUAAGGCGAUGUCCUCGUCGCUCAAACGAUGA
Messenger RNA from Phytophthora megakarya, 393 nucleotides. NCBI's taxonomy places the organism in Eukaryota, Oomycota, Peronosporomycetes, Peronosporales, Peronosporaceae. The record is from the annotation of a GenBank genome assembly.